CAAAUUCACAGUGACACAAGAGGCAGACCACACUCGCGCUGACGUACUCCAAUGCCCCCAAAGCACAGCAUAGCAAAUCAACUGCGACCUCACGGCUAAAGAGUUGCCUUUUUCGGGGGAUUCGGCGUUCCCUUUACCCAUCAUCAAAUCCGAUCGAAACGCGGAAACUACCCCGCCGGGAAAGAUGGUGGCGUACCUCAACAUCCUCCUCUACGGCGUCGGCGGCAUAGUCUUCACCGGGAUGGCCUUGCUGGUUGCCUUUCAAGAGCGGCUCGUCUACGUCCCCGUCGUCCCUGGUCUCACCAAGUCCUACCCGAUUACUCCCGCCCGCCUCCGUCUCACUUACGAGGACGUCUGGCUCCGAUCCUCCGAUGGCGUCCGCCUCCAUGCCUGGUUCAUCAAGCUCUUCCCUGACUGCAGAGGUCCAACCAUCCUUUUCUUCCAGGAGAAUGCAGGAAAUAUUGCUCAUCGUCUUGAAAUGGUCCGCAUAAUGUUACAGAAGCUGCAGUGCAAUGUGUUCAUGCUUUCUUACCGUGGCUAUGGAGCGAGUGAUGGAUCUCCUUCCCAGCAUGGAAUUACAAAGGAUGCUCAGGCUGCAUUGGAUCAUCUCUGUCAGAGAAAUGAUAUUGAUACCUCAAGAAUAGUCGUGUUUGGCAGGUCACUGGGUGGUGCUGUUGGAGCCUUACUUACGAGAAACAACCCCGACAAGGUUGCUGGUAUUAUACUGGAAAAUACUUUUACGUCUAUUCUGGAUAUGGCAGGAGUUCUCCUCCCCUUUCUAAAGUGGGUGAUUGGAGGAUCUGGUGCAAAAGGUGUUAAAAUUCUUAACUUUGUCGUACGCUCUCCAUGGAACACAAUCGAUGUGAUUGGCGAGGUGAGUGCAGACUUUGGGGAACCACCCUUCCUCAGACAUUUCAAAUAUGACUCUUCUGCAUUCGCACAUUUAAAUACGAUGUCAUCUGAAGUUGUUCAGCGACCAAUCCUUUUCCUGUCGGGUUUGCAAGACGAGAUGGUUCCGCCGUCCCACAUGCAGAUGCUUUAUGCCAAAGCAGCUGCUCACAACAAGGAAUGCAUUUUUGUGGAUUUUCCUUCCGGCAUGCACAUGGAUACCUGGCUGGCUGGUGGGGAUCAUUACUGGGCUACUAUUCAGCAGUUCCUUGAAAAAUAUGCUCCGAGGAAUGAUGAACCUGAUUCUUCAAGCGUUACCAGCCAUGAUUCUGAAGGGCGAUGACGUGUUUCGAUGUUGAAUUUUGAGAACUCAUCGGGGGACCUGAAAAGUGUGUGUAUGUUUUUCUGUUUGAAGUUGCAGCAACUAAAAGCUCAAUGUGAUGGAGGUGUUUGAGGGUUUGCUGCUGCUGCUGCUUAUUGGGACCAAAAAAGGGUAAAAGAAACGAGUGAAACAAUACUGGUCUUCUUACUGUGGCGGGUUGCCACUUGCCAUACCUUAGAAAACAGGAGGCAGUAGUCGAAAGCUCAAUUCAGUAGCGAGCUCCCUUUGGUAUAAUGUAGUACCUUUGACUUUUUGACUCGUCACUAUAUAAUACUAUAUAGGUGGUCAGUUUCUGACUUCUUAUUAUUUGUAUGCAAAUAAUUCUAUCUUCAUUAUUUUCCCAAGAAAGUGAAAAGAGAAGAAAAUGGAUCUUGUGCUGAUCUUGGAUUGUUCCUGUAUAUUUUGAUGAUAUAUUGACAACCAUUUUGUUUGCCUGAUCGUAAUGUCAAACCUUCUCG
Molecule: messenger RNA, 1728 nt
Organism: Linum tenue
Lineage: Eukaryota; Viridiplantae; Streptophyta; Magnoliopsida; Malpighiales; Linaceae
Source: the annotation of a GenBank genome assembly